GCAUGCCUUUUGCCUCUUGCCGCUCACUGACUCAGCUGUCCUCCAUGACCAUCUCAUCGUCGUACGCCACGCCACCACCACCACCGCCCUCCUUCUUUGGCUCCUCCUGCUGCUGCUGCUGCUGCUCUUUGGCCUCCUCAUCCUUCUUACCGUCCUCACCCUUCGUCUCGGCACUGGCAGCACCACCACCCUCAGCAGCUGGGGCUUCUGGGCCCCCUCCUGGCGGAAGGGCACUCGCAGGGUCAUCCUGCUUCUCGCCCUCCUUCUUGUCCGCCGGCACACUCUCGCCGUUGGCGGUUGGCAGAGGGGCGCCCUCAGGAGUGGCAUCCGUCGCUCCGUCAGUGGGCCGUUGCUCCCCAGCGGCAGGUUCUUCGCCAGAAGUGGCAGCGUCGGCAGGCUUGGCUGCAUCAGUGGCGGUGGUGCCAUUGGUGACGGGUGCGUCUUGCUGCUGCUGCUGCUGCUGCUGCUCUUGAGCAGUGACGGUGGGGUCAGUGGUGGUUGCGGCCUGCGUGUCGGCUCCUGGGGCGGCUUGGCCAUACAUAUUCUGAUACAUCAUGGCGUAGGCGUUGGGGUCCUGACGAAGGGAGGAGGGGGAAGGGGGGAAGGGGACAGGCAGAGGUGUGUGUGCGCGUGUGCCUUGUUUGUCGGUUCGUUCGAGCGUACCUGCUGCCACAUGGCCAUGAACUAAAAGGUUGAGGGAGAGAGAACGAGACACAACACACACGGCAGCACAGCAAACCAACCACAGAGAGACACACAGACAUGCCAGGAACCACGCAGGCACCAACGCAGGCGCGCCGCCUCUUUCUUCUCUCUCUCUGUCUGUCUUCGUGCGCUGCGUGUGUGAUCCUUCCGUGUGGCUUUGUUGUCGGUCAGUGUGUGUGUGUGCACGUAAGUACCUGCAUCAUCAUUUCUGGCGUCAUGCCCAUGCCCAUCCCCAUCGCCCCCAUCAUCAUCGGGUUGAAACCCAUCAUAGCCGACAUGUCACCACCUGCUGCCGCACCACCACCAGCACCAGCACCGGCACCGCCGGCGGCCAUAGCCGUCAUGUCACCAGCCCCUGCCGCACCAGCCUCUCCAUCGGCCUUUUUCUCUCCCUCUCCCUCUUUCUUGUCGCCCUCCUCCCCUUCGGCCUUCUUGCCCUCACCUUCAGCACCAUCCCCCUCGGUCCCCGCUGCCUCCUUCUCCUUGUCGGCUCCCUCGCCCUCGGCCUUCUUCUCCCCUCCCUCCCCCGCAGCCGCACCGGCCCCCUCAGGCCCCUCUGGUGGAUUGAUGCCGGGGGCCGUGCCGAAGUUCAUCAUGGCAGUGCCGUCGGCGCCCCACAUCUGGCUCAUGUCCAUGCCCAUGCCCAUCAUCGGCAUGCCCAUGCCCAUCGGGGGGAAGAAGGGCGGGAACCCACCCACACCCAUGCCUCCAGGGGCGCCGUACGGCGGGUACAUGGCCUGCGGCCCGGGGGACGGCCCUCCCCGCCAGCUGGCGGGGGGGCCGGUGCGGCUGCGUGACUCGAGUGCGGUGCCGUUGCGGUCAGCGAAGGAGUAGUGCUCGCCACUCGCUGCCAGGGUCUGUGGAUCAAAGGCAGGCAGGCAGGCAUGGAUUAUGUAUGUGUAAAGCUUUCCAGUCAGAGUAGGCUGGCUGACCGAUUCGAUGAGGUAUUGGAUGUAGUCUCUGGCGUCGUUGGCGGACUCCUGAGUCAUGGCGCGGACCUCAACCUCACUGAUUCAUGGAUGGAUACCACACAGAUCGGUUCAACCAACAGCCAUACUUCGCUAUUGAUAGGCAAAUACACAUACACACCCACACCCACACGUAUGGUACCGUUCGUCUCCGGUGACUUCCGAGUCCCUCUGGAUGAUGACCUUGCACUGGUACCGCUCCUCAACGCUCCGGAUGGACUCGCCCUUGCGGCCAAUGACGAUGCCCACGUGGUUGUUGCGGAUCAUCAAAGACGCAGAGCAGCCACGCGGGCGGUACCCCUCCCACGGAGCUAUGCCACGCGCCUCGCGGUCGCGUUGCUGCACACAUGAAUGAGAGAGAGAUUGAGGUAUGACACCACUUAAGUCUUCGUUGUUGGUCGAGUGGGUACCUUCUGGUCGACCUCGGCGAGGAGCUUUUUGAUGUCCUCCUUGGCGGCGUCGAUCUUCUCACGCGGGCCCUCGAAGUGCACCGUCCGCUGGGUGCCGCCGUCCGGCUCACGGUGGAUCUGGAUCUGUCACAGGACGGGCAGUGCAUUGCAACACGGAGAGAGAGAGACGGCUGCAGCCACUCUACUUGUAUGCUCUCGUGUGUGCGUGUCUGUGUGUGUGUGUGUGUACCUUGAUUCUGUGGUCUGCCUGUAGCUUGCGUAUGUUCUCGCCGCCCUUGCCGAUGACCACGCCGGCCUGCUCGUUGGUCACGUUCAUCUCCUCGCGGACCUUUCACACACAACAGACAAGACAGCACAUAGCAACACACACAAAAGAUUAGCGUCCCACAGAGCAUAGCUCCUUUAUUCCUUUUUGUCUUUGCUCGCUGACUGACCGAGUUGGGGCCCCAUUGCCCGUAGGACAUAGACAUGUCUGCCGGUGGUGCAACGGGCUGGUUGACGAUGUAGGCCUGCCAAGCCCACAGACAGACAGAAGACAUGCAAUGCACUCAGAGGGUGUGCAGGCCAGGCGUGUGUGUGUGCCGUCCUUGGCCUUGUUGGUGCUGCGUACGUUUCGCAGGUGUGACUUGAUAGAUUCGUCGGCCUGGAAGAUCUGCAGCAGACUCUGCUCGGCGUUGUCCAGGUCUGUGCGGCUGUCUGACUCCAGCUGACAGACAACACGCAAUCACGCGAUCACGCAAGCACAAUGGCGGCCGACACACGGCGGUGGAUUGGAUGUGUGUGGUCGACGGUGGGUCGGUGGAUCGCUCACGAAGAUGGAGAGGUCGUUGGUGGUUCGGUCGAUCCUCAGAGUGGGUGAGCAUCGCGUCUCGUCGCGGAAGCGAUCCUUGUACAACACCGACGAGAACAAAUCACCUACACAGACAGACCAACAGCAAACACACAGACACCGACACACCAUCCAUCCAGCCAGCCAGCCAUCUCCGAACAGUCUGCUUACGGACGAAUGGCAGGUCUGCGUGUCUGGGCACGUCGACCGUCUUGGACUCCCUCUUGCCUGUCCCCCAGCUCCACUGCUGCCCCCCGCCCCCCUGCUGCACACGCUUGAGCGCCUCCAUCGCCUUGGCCCUCGCCUCACUCACUAUGUCGGCGUUGGCACCAGGGGCCAUUCCCAUACCCAUCCCGCCACCGCCACCCAGCGGCAUCAGAUUCGCCCCGGUCGCCCCGGUCGGCCCGCCGCCGAGCGGCAUGAGGUUGGCGCCGGUAGCACCGCCUGGAGGCGGAGGUGAUGGGCUGCCAGACGCGCCAUCGGGGGUGUCGCUCCAGCGACUCACCCUGCACGAGAGAUGGCCAGACAGAGAGGGAGGAAUGAGACAUGAGAGGCCCAUGGGCGUGUCGGGAUGCCUUCAGGGAAGCGUGUGAGUGCGCAUGUGUUAGUAUCUGUCUGCCAGCAGCUGUGCCUCCCUCCCGCUCUGACUGACCUGGGACGCUUGCUCUGAGGCUCUGCACGCACACACAUACAGGACAGGAACAGCGGGAGAGAUGAUCUCAUGCAGGCAGGCAGCGGGAUGACGGGGCUAGUCUCUCUCUCCGCUGUGUGCAGCGAGUGCACCCACUUACCGUCGUAGGACAUGACCAGAGAUGACAAGAUCACUGCAUAGCCAGUGCUCCAGUCCACACCGCAGUACCGCAGAUCUCUGAAUCACCGCCUCGCC
Messenger RNA from Vitrella brassicaformis, 3798 nucleotides. The record is from the annotation of a GenBank genome assembly. Lineage: Eukaryota; Vitrellaceae.